Molecule: messenger RNA, 3845 nt
Organism: Archocentrus centrarchus (flier cichlid)
Lineage: Eukaryota; Metazoa; Chordata; Actinopteri; Cichliformes; Cichlidae
Product: chitin synthase chs-1-like
Biological process (GO): chitin biosynthetic process
Cellular component (GO): cell septum; cell periphery
Molecular function (GO): chitin synthase activity
Source: RefSeq, a predicted model, not a curated record
AUGGAGGAGCAAAGAGAUUCACCAAAGAGGCCAUGGGACACCUGUCAAGAGGUCCCAAUCAUUGAAGAUGAACAGACACCAUGGAAAAUGAUCAAAAUGCUAAAGAUCAUCACUUCGAUUGCUGUAGCUAUUAUUGUGUUUGGAUUGGCGCUAUGCAGCAAGACUUCUUUUCUCCUCCUAAUCACGUUGUCCAAUGAAGGCACAAAGACUCUCUCUGCUGAGCACAAACCUGUUGCAUUGCUGUGUAUCGCCUGCUCUCUCAUCAUGUCCAGUGUCUUUCUAUUCCUCAAAAGCAUCUGGAAAGCAUGUUAUAAGACAUCAAAGCCUCCCAGAAAAACAACUGUAGCCCUCGUUCUGUUCUUUGAGUUUCUGGCAUCUGCAGGUGCAGCAAUUCUCACCAUUGCAGCAAUGCCACACUUGGACAUUGUGACCAAUGUGACAAUACUGAAUGGAGUAGCUAUCCUCUCUGCCCUCCUACAGCUGGUUGCCCAGUGUACUGCCAAACAAAGGAAUUGCUUCCUGCUGCCUUCCACCUUUGGUUUCAUCCUCAUUUUGAUUGGUUACAUCCUGUUUCUUCUCUUAUACAUCAUGAAGAAUCCUUCUGAUAUGAAAAUGGCCAUCUGGGUGGGGCUGGCUGUUGGAGGGUCCAUUUUAGUAUCUUUCAACUGGUGGGAAAACUACUUCAGAAUAAUCUCACAGAACAGCAGCUCCAUCUUUCUCAAGAACCUGUGCAAAAACAUAACCAAAUGCCAGAACAUGCUGCACAUCCUCUCCAGCCUCCUCAGGAUCGUGGUGACCACCUGCAUAAUUGUGGCCUAUGUCCCUCUAGCCAAAAUGGACUGGGACUUCCUGACAUCAAACACAGAGACAAGGAUUAUAGCCGUCAUCAUUGGAGUCCAGCUGAUCUCCUCAGCACUCUGCCACUGGUUUGGCUUGGCAGCCUGCAAGAUGCACGCCCUGCGACAAUGCUUCCUCCUACCUCUGUACCUGGCCUCUCUGGCUGUCAUGGCUCUGUUCAUCAUUCCAGUCAUUGUUUACUAUCAGGACUACAGAACAAGUCUGAAUGGGACUGCAAACAUCAACUUCACAGACUACUGUGAGGUCGCUGUGGAUGGAAGAAAGCAAAGCCUGAAUGGCAAUGUGUUUCCACAACUGGUGCUGGAUGUUACACACACUCUGUGCUUCCUGGACAUGUCCAAGACAGCUGAUAUUGGUAUACUCACAGGUUCAGCAAUGUCCUGGUGGAUUGGUCUUGUUCUGGUAACCCUACAUCUCUGGAAGCUCAAUGUGUACCGCAUCCAAAGGACUCAAGAUCUGUUCAUCAGGAGGCUGUAUGAGGGAGCCUUUAUCGAGCAGUCCCUGCUCCUCAACAUCCGGUUUGAUAUCCAGACCAAAGAAAAGAUGAAAAAACUUAGGGAUUUUGAACCGGUGAUGGUGUAUCUAUGUGCGACCAUGUGGCAUGAGACCUACGAUGAGAUGAUGAACAUUAUAAUAUCAAUAUUCAGACUGGACAAGUACAGACCAAAGGAAAACCCAAAGAUCAACGAUUUCACCUUUGAAGCUCAUAUCUACUUUGAUGACGCCUUCAUAGAUGUUGAGGGGAGUCGCCACCUGAAUGAAUAUGCUGAGAACCUUGUGACAACCAUUAAAGAAGUUUAUGUUAUAUUCAAGAACAUUGAUGAAAAGUUCUUCAGAAAGCAGCAGCAAGUCCCCAAUCAGAAUAUCAUAGAGACGCCAUAUGGAGGUCGUCUUGUCAUCACCAUGCCUCAUGGGAACAACAUUGUGGUUCACUUCAAGGACAAAGAACGCAUCCGCCACAAAAAGAGAUGGUCUCAGAUCAUGUAUCUUUAUUAUCUUCUGGGCUGGAAACUUAUGUCCAAAUAUUACACUCGGUUGCAGAGGGGAGAGGAUGAGAAGGAGCUAAUGAAACAGGCCAAGAAAGAGAAGCACAACACCUACAUCCUGGCUUUGGAUGGGGACACAGACUUCCAGCCAUCUGCUGUGAUGUUGCUCAUCGACCGUCUGAGAAUGUACCCUCGUGUUGGGGCAGCAUGUGGCAGGAUUCACCCCACUGGAUCAGGUCCUGCUGUUUGGUUCCAGAAGUUUGAGUAUGCUGUCAGUCACUGGCUGCAGAAGACAGCUGAGCAUGUGAUUGGCUGCGUGCUGUGCAGCCCUGGCUGUUUCAGUCUGUUCAGAGCAGAGGCUCUAAUGGAUGACAAUGUGAUGAAGACAUAUUCUACCAAGUCCACAGAAGCAAACCACUACAUCCAGUAUGAUCAAGGUGAAGACCGCUGGCUGUGCACUCUGCUACUGAAGCAGGGAUGGAGAGUGGAGUACAAUGCAGCAUCUGAUGCCUACACCAAUGCACCAAUGGACUUCAAAGAACUCUACAACCAGCGUCGACGAUGGGGGCCUUCAACAAUGGCCAAUGCUGUGGAUCUGCUGGGCUCCACCACAAUUAUUUCCAAGAGGAAUCCAUCCAUGUCAAAACCCUUCAUGUUUUACCAGCUCUUUGCCAUCAUUUCAGCCAUCCUGGCGCCUGCCACCACCUGUCUUUUGCUUGCAGGGAGUUUGACCUUCAUGUUUAGCAUUGAUUCUACUGCUGCUCUGGUCAUCUCUGUGAUACCUCCACUCAUCUACCUGGGUCUUUGCUUCAAGCUCAAAUCAGACACUCAAAUCACCAUUGCAGCAGUCUUGAGUGUCUUUUAUGCAUUCCUUAUGUUGGCAGUGACAGUGUCUAUUAUUGGCUCAAUGAUUAAGGACAAAACCAUCCUGACACCCAGCAGCAUUUUCAUAAUCUCUAUGGCCAUCAUUUACAUAAUCACUGCAGUAAUGCAUCCUCAGGAAUUUCCUCUGUUGUUCUAUGGCUUUCUCUACAUCCUCUGCAUCCCCAGUGCCUACCUCCUGCUCAGCAUCUACUCCGUGGUCAACAUGAACAAUGUGUCUUGGGGCACGAGGGAGACAAAACCUGCUGCUGGUACAGCUCCACCUCCAAGUAGCAGCCUGCAAACAAAAGCACAGAAAGCCAAAAGCUUCUUCCAGCAGCUCUUCUCAUGGGUCAAAUGCUACAAAAAAUCCAGCCAGAGAUCUCAAGGUGAACAGGUCAGCAGCAGCCAGGAAACCAUGGUCCCAGAGCCUGAACAGCCUCAACCUCGACCCCAAAACACUACUGUGGAUGACAUGAGCAUCUCAGAAGCAGAACAGGGGCAAGUAGAAAGACAUGUUCAAAGUUGGGUUGAACAGCUACAGAGUUUGUCCAGUGAUAUGACGUUGGAAGAGGACUCACUUGACCGGGAAGAGGAGAAAUUCUGGGAAGAGCUUAAAAAAGAAUACCUUGAACCUCUGCCCAAUGACAAAGAACAACAGAAAAAGAUGGCCAAUGAGCUGCGGGAGCUGAGAAACAAAAUCAACUUUGUCUUCUUCAUCGUGAAUGCUAUUUGGCUCGUGGCAACCUUCAUCCUUCAGAUCUUCAAUGGCACUUUAUCCAUCCAGAUCCCAAAGUUAGACAUUAACCUCAAGGAAACUGGAGGUCAUAUCCAAAUUGAGCCUGUUAGUUUCAUGUUCAUUUUGGGAUUUGCUGUUUCAGUUUUGAUCCAGUUCCUUGCAAUGUUUUACCACAGAAUCUACACCCUCAUCCAUUAUGUAGCCUUUGUGGACACAGAACCAAAAAAGAAGAAACUUAAAAAACAAGAUUCAUACCUGCCAGGCAAAAAGGAUGAUGCCAGCUCAAAUGCAGACUCAGUCUACGGCUCCAUGGGGAGCCUUGACAUCAAGGACAGCGAUGAGUCAGACGUCACCACAGGAUCUGAUGAAGAGGAUCAGGUGUAAACAUCUGGUGCUACUGU